Messenger RNA from Thlaspi arvense, 2082 nucleotides. Lineage: Eukaryota; Viridiplantae; Streptophyta; Magnoliopsida; Brassicales; Brassicaceae. The record is from the annotation of a GenBank genome assembly.
AUGGUUUUAUCGGUUUCAAAGAGAAAGUCAAGAUCUUCAAAGAAAGAAGAUCAUGGUAUCUUCUUCUGUACCAAUCUUUUUUCUACCUUCUUCAGAUCCAUUCUCUAUCUAGCUCUUAUCACAAUUCUCUUCGUCGUUCUUACCUAUCUCUGGCUAUCUUUCACCACUUUAAUCUCCGACAACGUCCUCCAUAUCUGUGUUUUCUCUCGGAAGCUUAACGAUCCUUAUUGUCUCACGGCUGGUUCUAAACCCGGUUUUCAAGUUCCCAUCAACCUUACAACUAAAAGUGAUGUUCUUAGUAAAGACGAAGAGAGUGGUUCUGAAAAGAAUGAUAGGUUUUCCGGAGCGAUCCCCGGAGAUACAAACAAGAUUCUUGGCAGUCAAGAUGAAAGCUUAAGUAAUGAUGAUAAAGAUGGAGAAAUGGGUUCUGGAAAAAGUUCAAUUUUCGCCGAAGAGACCGCCGGAGAUAGAAUUUCCGAGCAUGAUGUUCUUGAUCAAGAACACAAACCCAAAAAUCUUGAUUCAGUUCUUGAUCAAGAACACAAACCCAAGAAUCUUGAUUCACUUCUUAAUAAUAAAGAUGGAGAAAUGGGUUCCCAAAACAACGAUACUUUGGCCGGAGUGAAGGAUGGAAAUAGAGUUCCCAAUGAUCCUCCCACCAAGAUUUUUGAAAGUGAAGAUAAAAAGGAGUAUGAUGCUCUUGUACUAGAAGAUAAACCCAAGAAUCUUGAUUCAGUUCUUGAUCAAGAACCAAAACCCACCAACAAGGUCGAUAUUGACCUAAAAGCCGAUGAAGAAUACGACAAAUACAUCAAACCCAAGAGUGAAGGACAAGGAUAUGCCUUAAGGGCAGUGAUCAAGUAUCUUUACCUGCAAAGAUCAUGGCUAUCUCUGGGAAACGACAGCGUUAAUAAACCGCGAUCAUGUGAAGGUAAAGGAGUUUACGUUUAUGAUUUACCGUCGAAAUUCAACAAAGAUUUGUUGGUAGAAUGCAACGAUAUACUUCCAGGGGUUAACUUGUGUAGUUACUUCAAGAAUGAAGGCUUCGGAGAAGCUAUUGAGAAUCUUGGCCAAGGUUGGUAUGGAACACACAUGUAUUCUCUUGAGCCGAUCUUACAUUCUAGGUUUUUGAAGCAUCCUUGUAGGGUUUACAACGAGACCCAAGCUAAGCUCUUUUACGUCCCUUACUAUGGCGGUUUUGAUGUUUUGAGAUGGCACUAUAGGAAUGUUUCUGAUGAUGUAAAGGACCGGUUUGGGAACGAGGUUUUAAAAUGGCUUGAAUCAAAGGAAUCGUGGAGAAGACACGCCGGAAAAGAUCAUGUGUUCGUCUUAGGAAAGGUCACUUGGGAUUUCAGGAGAGUUAAUGUUCCUUGGGGCUCAAGGUUCCUUGAGUUACAAGAAAUGCAAAAUCCUACCAAGCUUCUCAUCGAAAGACAACCAUGGCAGGUCAACGACAUCGCCAUUCCCCACCCUACUUACAUACAUCCCCAGACAGAUGAAGACAUCGUUAACUGGCAGAUCAAGAUCAUGACCAAACCUCGCCGGAGUCUAGUAAGCUUCGCCGGAGGUGCAAGACCCGAUAACCCUGAUAGCAUCAGGUCAACGCUAAUCGAGCAAUGCAUAUCUUCCGACGAACAAUGCCGAUUCUUGAGUUGUACAAACGGGAGCUGCAAGAAUCCGGAGAAUGUGAUUGAGUUGUUCCAAGACUCAGAGUUUUGUCUGCAGCCGCCGGGAGACAGCGCAACGAGGAGAUCGGUCUUCGAUUCUUUAAUUUCCGGUUGCAUUCCGGUGAUCUUUAAUCCGUACACGGCUUAUUAUCAGUACGCGUGGCAUCUUCCGGAAGAUCAUCGUAGAUACUCAGUGUAUAUAAGUGAAGAAGAUGUGAAGGCAAAUAGAGUAAAUGUGGUGGAGAAACUAAAGGCAAAGACUCUAAAGGAGAAAGAGGAUAUGAGAAGUUACAUUAUUCAUCAGCUUUUGCCUGGUUUAGUCUAUAGAGACUCCAAUGCUAAGUUUGAGAAGUUUCGAGACGCUUUUGAUAUUACUUUUGAAAGUUUAGUUGAGAAAAUCAACAAAUCGAAAUAA